AAAGAAGCAAUUGAAUUUAAAAAAAGAAAAAAAAGUGAAAAAGCAAAACGAAAUGAACCGCAAGGAAAAGAAAUGGCCCUCGACAGCACAGAAAUGGAAGGAAGUGAAUAGGCCAUCUCCUCUAAAUUUAUGCAGGUCAGACCAGGUCAGCAUAUUUGAUUUAGAUCAUCAUGGGCAACGGCAGCUUCCAAAAUAGAAGGACCCUCAAACAAGUGUCCGUAUUUCACGGUUAGAAAUUCAUGACUCCUCCCAAAACCAUUAACCUAUCUUCCAAGCUGUAUGACGCCGGAGGUGAAAACGAUUUGAGUUCUUUUGUCUGAAAAGCCUCCGAAAUUUGAAGGCGGUGUUCUCGUGCUUGAUAGAGUAACGCCGCAUUAUUUCGACGGAAACUCUCGGCACAGGUUAGGAUCGAGCAAUGGGGUUCAGCGGGACGCAGGAUAAAUGCAAGGCUUGCGAUAAGACCGUGCAUCUCAUUGAGUUGGUAUCCGCCGAUGGAGUCCCUUACCACAAGACCUGCUUCAAAUGCAGUCACUGCAAUGGCAAAUUAGUGAUAAGCAGUUUCUCUUCAAUGGAUGGGGCCUUGUACUGCAAGCCUCAUUUCGAGCAGCUCUUCAAGGAGACAGGAAGCUACAGCAAGAAAUUCCAUCAAUUGGGAAAGUCCUCUAAUCAGCAACAGAAUCUGCUGUCUAGGACUCCUAGCAAGCUUUCGCAUAGGUUCUCCGGCACCCAAGACAAAUGCGCAUUGUGCCUGAAGACCGCUUAUCCGAUCGAAAAGCUGACGGUGGAGGGAGAGUCAUACCACAAGUCCUGCUUCAGGUGCUCUCAUGGAGGCUGCUUCUUGACCCCAUCCACCUAUGCUGCUCUGGAUGAUCUGUACUGCAAGCCCCACUUUUCUCAGCUCUUCAAGGAGAAGGGCAGCUACAACCACCUCAACAAGAUCGCCUCCAUGAAGAGGGACGCGGCAUUGCCGCUCGCCCAGCCGAAGGAGCAAGCCGGCGCGCCCAAUCAAGGGCCGCCGAAGGCGCCAGAGUCGGGACCCGAGGACAAGCCUAAGUCGGAACAGAAACAGUAGCCUUCGCCUUGAAAAUGAUGAAGUCAUAGCGAUGGAUGAAUUCAGAGCUUUUUAUGAUGCAUUUGAAUUUGAGCUUAACCUUGUUUUCAUGUUCUUGUAAUCCAAUUUGAGAUCUUUCUACAACCCUUCUCUGACCUCUCCUAUGUCUGCAUUUUUUGCUGUUCAUGAAAAUGCCUGAUGGCCCUUGAUAGAUGUGCAAAAA
Messenger RNA from Eucalyptus grandis, 1274 nucleotides. Its product is annotated as LIM domain-containing protein WLIM2b. Gene Ontology annotation, cellular component: actin cytoskeleton; plasma membrane. NCBI's taxonomy places the organism in Eukaryota, Viridiplantae, Streptophyta, Magnoliopsida, Myrtales, Myrtaceae. Gene Ontology annotation, molecular function: actin filament binding. Gene Ontology annotation, biological process: actin filament bundle assembly. The record is from RefSeq and is a predicted model, not a curated record.